Messenger RNA from Rotaria sordida, 660 nucleotides. NCBI's taxonomy places the organism in Eukaryota, Metazoa, Rotifera, Eurotatoria, Philodinida, Philodinidae. The record is from the annotation of a GenBank genome assembly.
AUGUGGUUUCUACUUUUUAGUGGUAUCGUGUCUAUUAUUGCAGCACAAGAUUCCGAACAUCUGAAAGAAAUGCGUUUUAAAUUGUGGUUACAACCUGAUACUGAAGAAUGUUAUCAUGAAUUAAUAGAUAAUGGUACAAGUAUAUAUUUUAUAUAUGAAAUUUUAAAUGCUCAAACACAUGAUAGCAGUAUUAUUGCUUUUUUUCGCAAUGCUACUAAUGGAGAUGUUGUAGCUGUUUCAACAGCUCCUCAACGAGGUCAUCUUCAACUUAUAGCAAAUGCAACAAGUGUAAUUGACAUUUGCAUGACGCAUACAAAGUCAGAUAAUUCCGCUAAAUAUAUCUCUGUAUUCUUACAUGUUUAUCAUAUUGAGAAAAUUGCGGCUAGUAUGAAAGACAAAGAAGAUUUUGAUAAUUCGUCAAUUAUUGCUCAUAAUUCAAUUGAUUUUAUUAGUUAUCAUAUUCGUGUUAUACGUGAAAAACAAAUGGAAUUGCAAAUGAUUAAUCAAAAAGAUUCUUAUUUACUUGAACAAAAUAUAUUAUGGGUUAAUCGAUGGGCAAUUUUACACAUUAGUUUAAUCAUUAGUUGUAGUGUCUUUCAAACUUUUUUCAUUAGACGUUUAUUUCAAACACCAAUAACAACUAAACGAGUGAAAAAAUAA